Molecule: messenger RNA, 1215 nt
Organism: Ophidiomyces ophidiicola
Lineage: Eukaryota; Fungi; Ascomycota; Eurotiomycetes; Onygenales; Onygenaceae
Exons: 2
Coding region: 1-1215 (404 amino acids)
Biological process (GO): regulation of cyclin-dependent protein serine/threonine kinase activity; regulation of transcription by RNA polymerase II
Cellular component (GO): nucleus; transcription factor TFIIK complex
Molecular function (GO): cyclin-dependent protein serine/threonine kinase regulator activity
Source: RefSeq, a predicted model, not a curated record
AUGCCAGAAGAUGACCGCUACCGAACGUCUUCUCAAUUCCGGCUAUGGUCCUUUACGAAAGAAGGCCUGACUUCCAUCCGAGCUAAGACCAACGCCAAUGCCUGCAAACGUGUCAAGCGUGCGUCUGUCAAUCAGCCAGAUGCGGAGAAAGGCACGGUAGGGCAUAGCGACCUGGACAUUGAUUGUUUAUUGCCGGAAGAAGAACUAGAGUUGGUGCAGUACUACUGCGAGAAAACACUCGAGCUUGCAGAUGAGUACCAACCUCCACUGCCAACAACUGUGAGGGCUACCGCAAUCCAAUAUAUUCGCCGGUUUUACCUUACAAACUCAGCCAUGAUUUACCACCCCAAGGACAUCAUGCCCUGUGCUCUUUUCCUCGCCACCAAAACAGAGAAUUACUAUAUGCCCCUACGUUCAUUCGCGGAGAAAAUCCCCAAAUUAUCUCCCGAAGAAAUCAUUGGACCAGAAUAUCUUCUCAGCGAGGGUUUACGAUAUACCUUUGAUGUUCGUCAUCCGUUCCGCGGCUUAGACGGUGGGAUGAUGGAACUCCACGCUAUAGUGAAUGGGCAAGGCCCUUUAAAACCUAAUGCACGAGAACAAAGCGCUACAGAAUUACAACAGUAUAUUGAAACUAACUAUCCACCACCAGCGGGCUCAGCGGCAAAGUCAAUAGCGGACCGAAUUGGCCUUGUUCAUAACCAAACAAGACAUAUUCUUAAAGCCGCUGCCCAAACAACAGACGCUUACUUUCUUUUUUCACCCCCCCAGAUAUGGCUCUCUGCUCUGCUCCUAAUUGAUAAGCCCCUUUUGGAUUUUUAUUUAGAUACAAAAUUUGGCCCUAAUACCUCCGACCCAGCCGCCCCUGAUAGCUCAAAAGACUCACCACCUGCGGUGGCUUCCAUGCGAAAAGUCCUCUUAGAAACUUUGGCUUCAUGCUCCAUGCUAUUGUCUGACUAUAUGAAAAAGCAUGGCCCCAACGUCCCUCCAGACCCUGCCAGGAUGACAAACCUAAAACGAAUAGGCAAAAAGCUUUACCUGUGCCAGCACCCAGAAAAGCGCUUGGGCUCAAAGAAAAGGGAAGGCUCAGGAAGUGUAACUCCGGCGGCGGUGAUCGGGCCUGUCAGCGAUGCUGACCAGACUGACACGCAUGCCCCGAAGAAAAGAAAGUUACAAGGCAGUACCACCAUCGAAGGCGAUGAAAGUAAUGAUAUGUAA